This is a messenger RNA of Lodderomyces orthopsilosis Co 90-125, 375 nucleotides long. RefSeq lists its product as uncharacterized. Bases 1 to 375 code for a protein of 124 amino acids. Gene Ontology annotation, biological process: vacuolar proton-transporting V-type ATPase complex assembly. The transcript has a single exon. The record is from RefSeq and is a predicted model, not a curated record. NCBI's taxonomy places the organism in Eukaryota, Fungi, Ascomycota, Pichiomycetes, Serinales, Debaryomycetaceae. Gene Ontology annotation, cellular component: endoplasmic reticulum membrane.
AUGGCUUUUAUUGUUGAAUUAUGGGAAUCGGUAUUCACUCCAGGAACUACCCCUGCAUUAAUCAAAGCCACUCAUGCGUCAUUCAUCUUAUUGCUCAUUUCGUUAGUUACAUUUAUCUUUUUGACAAAAUCAAUACAUUUUGUUAAUUUAUUUGUCAUUGCCGUAUUGUUAUAUGGGACAGUAAUUUGGUUCAUCAAUGAGCUUCAACAGGUCAAAUUGAAAGAUAACGAAGAGUUGAAUGCUAAAGAAACGGAAGGUGAAGAAAUUGAGAAGAAAAAGAAGACUGUUAACACUGUUGUGGAUACGGAGUCAAUUAAUGAACCAAAGACUACCAUCAGUGACGAGACUGUUGCUCCGAGGAAAAGGAAAACAUAG